Fundulus heteroclitus (mummichog) is the source of this 5253-nucleotide messenger RNA. It is a transcript of the gene mapk8ip3, whose product is annotated as mitogen-activated protein kinase 8 interacting protein 3. Gene Ontology annotation, cellular component: cytoplasm. Gene Ontology annotation, biological process: vesicle-mediated transport. The transcript is spliced from 33 exons. Lineage: Eukaryota; Metazoa; Chordata; Actinopteri; Cyprinodontiformes; Fundulidae. Gene Ontology annotation, molecular function: kinesin binding; JUN kinase binding; MAP kinase scaffold activity. The record is from RefSeq and is a predicted model, not a curated record. The coding region runs from base 708 to 4733 and encodes 1341 amino acids.
ACUGAUUGCAGACGGCGUGACGUGGGGCAGCCUCGGUCAGCUGGCUCCUCCAUCUGAACGGCAGGGAGAGCCUCUCCCAGAGGGAGACAUCACCAUCAACGCCCGACGCAGCUUCAUCGGCGGCCCGCCGGAAGAGCAGCAAGACAUGCGAGGGAGGCGGCCGUAGGAGGCGGAUCGGGCCGCAGCGGCGAUCGGGAGACGGGGGAUUAUUUAUUCGCCUAUUUAUUUAUUUAUUUGUUUCCCCUCCCUCCGCCCCGCCAGUGUAAUGGCAGGGGUCCAUGGCCGCGGCUGCUGAGAAGCAGGUGCACCAUCAUCGACGGAGGCGGCUGGUUCCUCGGCAUGGGCUGGGAGAGGGCCGAACCCCGGGCUGGAUCACUCCGUGGGAGGGGGCCAAAGGCUGGGCCGCGGCUGGGGGCCAAAGCCUGCUAAGACUACAGCUCUGUGCACAUCAUCAGCAUAUUUUAACCAACAUUUUCCCUUUUUAAAGCUCAAGGUUAUCCACGCGUAAAAGGCGCGUCUGCAAAAAAAAAAAGAAAAAAAGAUGGAAUAAGCGUCUCCAGCGGAGGAGGAGAGACCGUGAUUGAACAUCCUCUAACCCCCCCACCCCCCAGUGGUGAGUGGAUCAUAACACCGUGACACUCCAGCCUUACAGGCCCGAACAUUUGAGCGAGCCUCGCUUGGGGACAGGCUGAGGUCCAGCAGCCAGGAUGAUGGAGAUAGACGAGGUGGUGUACCAGGACGACUACGGCUCCGGCACCGUCAUGUCGGAGCGGGUGUCGGGCCUGGCCAACAGCAUCUACCGCGAGUUCGAGCGGCUCAUCCACAGCUACGACGAGGAGGUGGUGAAGGAGCUGAUGCCGCUGGUGGUGAACGUCCUGGAGAACCUGGACGCGGUGCUCACCGAGAACCAGGAGCACGAGGUGGAGCUGGAGCUGCUGAAGGAGGACAACGAGCAGCUCAUCACCCAGUAUGAACGGGAGAAAGCGCUGCGUAAGCAGGCGGAGGAGAAAUUCAUUGAAUUUGAGGACAGUCUGGAAGCGGACAAGAAGGAGCUGCAGAUGCAGGUGGAGCUCCUGGAGCUGCAGGGGAAGCAGUUGGAGCUGAAGACGAAGAACUACUCCGACCAGAUCACUCGUCUUGAGGAACGCGAAGCAGAGAUGAAGAAGGAGUACAACGCUCUUCACCAACGUCACACUGAGAUGAUCCAGACGUACGUCGAGCACAUAGAGCGGUCCAAACUGCAGCAGACGGGGAGCAACAGCCAAUCAGAAGGCCCCGGCUGUGGACGAACGCAACGCCACACAUGGAGGAAAAGCAAAGCGGAGCGCCCGCCGUCAUUGAGCCUGUACCCUGGUGGCGAGGGCAUGGUACGUGGGGGUCUCGGGGGGGCUAGGAUGAUGCCCGGGAAAGACAUCUGGCAGGUCAGCGAGCUCGGCCAUUCCACCUUCAGCUCCGCCUAUCAGGAGGACGGAUCGGAGUCCGACUCGGUUGCGGCCACACCCAGCAGCACAGGAAGCAAGUCCAACACGCCCACCUCCUCCGUCCCCUCCGCCACCAUCACCCCCAUCAACGAGGGCAUGCACUACGACUUCGACGCCAUGAGGGCUGGGAACCGCAGGAAAAGCGGCAAGCGUCUCAGUCGGAACAUGGAGGUGCAGGUUUCCCAGGAGACCAGGAACGUCAGCAUCGGUAUGGGAAGCAGCGAUGAAUGGUCCGAAUUUCAGGAAAUAAUUGAUUCCACACCAGAGCUGGAGAUGGGUAUGGAUUCCAGGGUGUAUGGAGGAGGAAACAGUCCUUCUCAGGGCAUCGUAAACGAGGCCUUCGGCAUCAACACGGACUCGCUGUACCACGAGAUCAAAGACGCCAAGUCGGACAUCAUCGGGGACGUGGACGCGGGCGCCGAGCUGCUAGGCGAGUUUUCAGGGAUGGGAAAGGAGGUGGAAAAUCUUCUGACGGAGAACAAACAGCUUCUGGAGACCAAAAAUGCUCUAAACAUUGUGAAAAACGACCUUAUUGCCAAAGUGGAUGAGCUGUCAAGUGAGCAGGAGGUGCUGAGGGAGGAGCUGGAGGCGGUGCGGCAGUCCAAGAACAAGGUGGACGCCAGGAUCAAGGAGCUGGAAGAAGAGAUCAAGAGGUUGAGAGCAGAGGCAUGUCGGGACUCCAAAGACGAAGUGGGCGAUGAUUUUUCGUCGCCCAUGCAGGACGGAGACAUGUCGAUGACCCAGCGGCGGCGCUUCACUCGGGUGGAGAUGGCCCGUGUGUUGAUGGAGAGGAACCAGUACAAAGAGCGGCUGAUGGAGCUCCAGGAGGCCGUGCGAUGGACCGAGAUGAUCAGGGCGUCCAGGGAGAGUCCUCCAAUCCAGGAGAAGAAGAAAUCCACCAUCUGGCAGUUCUUUGCGCGUCUCUUCAGCACCUCGUCGAGCCCGCCGCCCGUCAAGCGGCCGUACUCCAGCGUCAACAUCCACUACAAGUCGCCCUCGCCGGCGUUCAAUCAGCGGCGCAGCCACACCAUGUGCCAGAUCUCCACCUCCAACCGCACGCUGGAGUUCUUCCCUGAAGAACUGGCCAGUAACGGUGUUGCGUCUCUCCUCAGUGACUCGGCGCUCAUGGCGCGCCGGGAGCAGCGGCGCGAGCAGUACAGGCAGGUGCGCGAGCACAUGCGCCGCGACGACGGCAUCAUGCAGGCCUGUGGCUGGAGCGUGCCAUCUCGCCUCAAACAGACUGGUGGUCAGACGGACGGCGCUAAGGACAGCCCGCUGAAGAGACAACAGACCAAUGAGAAGGAGGAUAACCGCAUGAAGAACGUUCCUGUCCCGGUGUACUGCCGUCCCCUGGUGGAGAAAGACCCCAACAGGAAGUUGUGGUGUGCAGCAGGAGUGGACCUGGCAGGAUGGAGGGCCAGCAGCCAGGAGGGGGCGCUACCCAAAGCACUGUCAGGCAGCAGUGACCCCCUGCAGACUGAGGAGGACCGAGGGGACAAGAAGAACCCGUCCCCCGAGAAGAGGAAGUCUAAGGAGCUCCAGGAGACAGACAGCAUGAACAGCCGCGUGUGGAUCCUCACCAGCACCCACUCGGCCAGCAAAGUGGUCAUCAUCGACGCCAACCAGCCCGGUUCGCUGGUCGACCAGUUCAACGUCUGCAACGCCCACGUGCUCUGCAUCUCCAGCGUGCCAGCUGCAAGCGAGAGCGACUACCCAGCGGGAGAGAUCGUGUUGGACCCGGGCGACGGAGGAGCGGGGGGCGGAGAGGACAUGGGCGGGGUGGAGGGGAUGUUGGCGGGCAUCACGCUGGUAGGCUGUGCCACAAACUGCAGCGUCGCCCGUAGCAACUGCUGCUCGCGUACCGACACGCCCAUCGUGGACAAAGGACAAGCCCCCACUGCUCCCCCCAUGAACGGGAAGAUUCACCCCGCCCAGUCGGCGGAGGAAGCCACCGAGGCCACCGAGGUCUCUGAAUCCACGGCCAACCACGCAGAGAUCGGAUCCGGCCGCCCGGGUCCCUUCACGGAGCACGUCUUCACAGAUCCUCAGCCGCGCCCGGCCAGCGACAGGAGCACAGGCCAGUCCAAAGAGGAAUCCUCCCAGCCCGCGGAGUCCGAGGAAGGAGGGGAAGAAACCAAAAACUACACCAGCGUGGCCCCCACCAUGUGGCUCGGGGCACAGAACGGCUGGCUUUACGUCCACUCUGCUGUCGGGAACUGGAAGAAGUGUCUCCACUCCAUCAAGCUCAAAGACUCGGUCCUCAGUCUGGUGCACGUGAAGGGUCGCGUGCUGGUCGCCCUCGCCGACGGGACGCUCGCCAUCUUCCACAGAUCGGAAGAUGGCCAGUGGGAUUUGUCCAACUACCACCUCAUGGACCUCGGCCGGCCUCAUCACUCCAUCCGCUGCAUGGCGGUCGUCCACGAUAAGGUGUGGUGCGGCUACAAGAACAAGAUUCACGUGAUUCAGCCCAAAAGCAUGCAGAUCGAGAAGUCCUUCGACGCCCACCCCCGCAGGGAGAGCCAGGUGCGGCAGCUGGCCUGGAUCGGCGACGGCGUGUGGGUGUCGAUCCGCCUGGAUUCCACCUUGCGUCUGUACCACGCGCACACGCACCAGCACCUCCAGGACGUGGACAUCGAGCCAUACGUCAGCAAAAUGCUGGGUACCGGCAAGCUGGGGUUCUCGUUCGUGCGGAUCACGGCCCUGCUGAUUGGUGGGAAUCGUCUCUGGGUGGGGACCGGAAACGGCGUGAUCAUCUCCAUCCCUCUGACAGAGACGGUGGUCCUUCACCGGGGACAGCUCCUGGGUCUGAGGGCCAAUAAAGUGUCUCCGACGUCCUCCGGCGGCGUGAUCCAUGUGUACGGCGACGACGGCUCUGAGAAGAGCACCGGCAGCUUCAUCCCCUACUGCUCCAUGGCCCAAGCGCAGCUGUGUUUCCACGGACACCGCGAUGCUGUCAAGUUCUUCGUGUCCGUACCGGGUAAUGUUUUGGCCACUUUAAACGGCAGCGUUCUGGACAGUCCGUCUGAAGGUCAGGGCUCCACCGCGCCCACAGAGACGGAGGCGCAGAGCGUUCAGAACGUGUUGGUGUUGAGCGGAGGAGAGGGCUACAUCGACUUCCGCAUCGGGGACGGAGAGGACGACGAGACGGAGGAAGGAGACAGCAGCGGUGGCGCUUCGCAGAUGAAACCCGCUUUGAGCAAAGCUGAGCGAAGCCACAUCAUCGUCUGGCAGGUGUCCUACGUGCCUGAGUGACGCCUAAAUCUACUUUAACCAUAUACCCCAACGUCUCUUUGAAGACCCCCCCUCUCCCCACCCCCGGAAGCUUCCAGCAACUUAAACUUUGUAAUUAUCCCCUGGUCAUGUAAAAGUUCCCUUCUGGCUCUGAGAUAAUAAACCCUCCAAGCUGCGCAUUAAAUCCCCCCCGUCCCAUCACCUUUUAACUUUAAUGCCUUGUAAGUACCUCCUUUGACCUAGUUAUCUGCUUGCCAUCCUGUGUCUGUCCCACACAGGGCAUUGUAACCAUCAUCAUAAGCCUUGCAACUACCUCCCUCCUCUGUAACCAUCAGAUACUCACCCUCUAAGCACACGUUAUCUCCUCCUAUACUGAACCUCGGCUGCAUCAGGCCCACAGUUGCUCCUGAUCUUUUUGCCGUUAAGUUCGUCAUCCAUGGAAACUUGCGUCUAAAAACAAAAAAAAAAAAAAAAACGAGAUCAGCAGAUAGAGCAACGUGAUGGUAGAUCAGGUUGUAUUUUCCCAACAAAAAAAAAAAAA